AUGAUCGAUUUGUCCAAGUGUGUGCUCGUCUUGUCGGCGUGUUGUGCGAUCUGCUACGCGUCCUCGACGGCCAAGGAGGAAGACACUCUGGUGGACAGGGGCUUCAGGGCGAUGUACAGAGUCUACGAGGACUGCCAGCAUCGGAACAUAGCGGUUUCACCCUGUCUGAAGAAGAAGGCGAUCGCGUUCUUCGAAAGACUGGGCCGAAUGCGCACGCUGCCGUUGUCGGAGAACUUCGAGUUGAUCAGAACGACGGACGAAAUGCCGAAGAGCUCCGUGUCCGAACUGGAAACUACACUCGGCAGAACCACAUCCAGCAAGGACGAAAUACUCAACGAGAUUCUGUUCGAUCGAGUCGCCUCGCUGUUGAACAGCUUCAACGUUCAGAUUCGGCUGCCGAGGACCAGUGCCGGUGAAUUGAAACGAGGCAUGGAAGAGGGACGCGGUAAAAUGAAGAAGAUGAUGGGCAUGAUGAUGAUGGGAAUGGCCAUGAAACUCGCGGCGUUGAUCCCCAUUGCCCUUGGUGUACUGUUCCUGUUGGCUGGAAAGGCUCUGAUCAUCAGCAAGAUCGCUCUGGUCUUAUCUCUGAUCAUUGGACUGAAGAAACUGCUCAGCCAGAAGAACAGCAGCGAUCACGGUGGUUGGCAGCAAGGCGGCGGAGGCUGGGACAGGAGUCUGAAGAACGUUUUCGCCUCUAUCGAAACGUCGACGACCGAACUGACUCGCGACUACGCGCAGAGCUUGGCCUACUCGGCGCGACAUCAGCACUGA
Messenger RNA from Heterotrigona itama, 771 nucleotides. The record is from the annotation of a GenBank genome assembly. Lineage: Eukaryota; Metazoa; Arthropoda; Insecta; Hymenoptera; Apidae.